CGAAUGACAGGUUCUCCUUGAUUGCUAUUGUUUCAUAUGUUGCUGAUUUUGAAGCAUUUUCACAAGCCAGCAUGGAAUCAUUGUCUCUUGGAACACUAUAAAAGAUUAUGGGCAGGCAAUUGGGACCAAGGCUUCUUGGUAGGGCUGAUGAUUCUAUGCAUUUUGCUGCAGUCAUAAUGCGGAUAAGGGAGCUGAAAACAACAGCUUUAAUAUUUGUGUCCGUUAAAAUGGGAAUUCCAGCUAGUGUCCAGAUUUUUUCCCAUGACAAGGAUGCACAGGCUCAGCCUGUUGCUUGGCGAAGUUUUUUCCGGUGCUCCACGGUGCAACUGCACUGGAACUAUGGUGCAACAGGACUUCCGACAGCGGCACAAUCGAAUGUUGAUAAAACCAACCACAGUUACUGUGGUGAAUCGAAGCUGAAUUACUUGACAAUUGAUGGGAGCCAUGAAGGACUUGUGCCUCUACGUAUGAUUUUCAAGUUAAUUGGCUGACCUUAUUAAUCUACCAUUCUUUGUUUGCAUUUGCAAGUGAAAUUGCUGAUUUUAUAGAUGGGUUACAGGUAAAGAAGGGCCUGUCCGUGAUAAGUGGGUCUUUGGCCGAUUUACUUUUAUGUCCAAUCUCGCAUUUAAGCAUGUAGCAAGCUGGUUGUGUGCAUGUGUAUGCAAAAUCAUCAUGCCAUUAGUUUUAGUCUAAAUGCAUAGAUUAAGUUGAAUGUGAUCAAUCUUCAAGGUGGUAUGUUACACUUCAGCUUUGUUGAAUGUAGGAUGGCCAUUUAAGAGUUUUCAAGUGGCUAGUGCGGAAGUCCUUCUGGA
Molecule: messenger RNA, 812 nt
Organism: Magnolia sinica
Lineage: Eukaryota; Viridiplantae; Streptophyta; Magnoliopsida; Magnoliales; Magnoliaceae
Product: eukaryotic translation initiation factor 2A-like
Exons: 4
Coding region: 108-491 (127 amino acids)
Biological process (GO): translational initiation
Cellular component (GO): cytosolic small ribosomal subunit
Molecular function (GO): translation initiation factor activity; tRNA binding; ribosome binding
Source: RefSeq, a predicted model, not a curated record